AUGAGUGAGAUCGGUAAGAAGGCUAGACCAUCUACUAAGGGUGGUUCUCUACACACAAGUGGGGCUCAAAGUCAAGGAAGUACAAGGAGGAAAUUGGAAAAGGAACUAGGAAGAUUGGUAGCUCAGACUGAGGCAUUCAAGGCAACACACAUAAGAAAGAAGAAAAAUCUCAAAGAUCCAGACAUGUGGGUUGAGCCGCGAGCUGAAUUGACCUAUAAUCGAUAUCUUCAAGUUUUGGAGGAUUUACGACAAACUUAA
Molecule: messenger RNA, 258 nt
Organism: Solanum verrucosum
Lineage: Eukaryota; Viridiplantae; Streptophyta; Magnoliopsida; Solanales; Solanaceae
Exons: 3
Coding region: 1-258 (85 amino acids)
Source: RefSeq, a predicted model, not a curated record